CAGGUCCAUGUCAUAAAGUCCUUGCCUGUUCACCUGCCUGAGUGACCGUCUGUAAGUUAUCUAUUUUCGUCAUUAAACCUCACCAUGAUGCAGCUUCCAUCUUCCUGCUUGCGCUUUGGUCCUGCUCAAUACCAGCCGAACGUGGCACUGUCUCUCUGUCUAUGCUCAGGCUCAUGUGGUUGGUUUUCCUGGGAUUAAUUGACGCGACAGCCUCCGGGUUUAUCUGCUUCUAUGUGACCGGCCUUAUAUCCACAGCGGCUUCCAUACACAUGCUGCGUGCCCUCCGAGGAGCAAGAAGUGGACCUUGACAGCGAGAGAGAAAGAAAGAGAGGGAGAGGGGCCAAAUGUGAGAGACUGAUCAGCCACAGCAGGGCAGAGCAGAUUUCGGAGAGGCUUUUUUUUAAAUCCCCCUCUUUAUGCUUCUCGGAUCACAAACUGUCCCAGACUUCAUAUAAACAUGCACCUUUUGGGAAUAUCUCUGUUUCUGGCGUAUUUGCUGUACUCUAACCUGGCCAGCGACUUCAGCACCAGAGACUAUGAUGAGUACUCGGAGCAGGAGCCGAUGGACGAGCCGGAGACUUUACCAAAGCCAGACAUGGAGCAGAAGCUACGUUCAGCCUCCAGUGUAGAUGAACUGAUGAGUCUGAUCUAUCCUUCAUACUGGGCUGCUCUGAAGUGCAGAUCCAAACUUUCUGCUGCGGCCCCCUUAGCUACCAAAUUCAUUCAGCGGCCAGCUGCUGAUGUACAGGAGCCAACAUACGCUGCUGCCUACCUCAACUUUGAUAUCCUUAAAAGUAUAGAGUUGGAGUGGAGGAAAACUCAAUGCAUGCCAAGAGAAGUGUGUAUUGAUGUGGGCAGGGAGUUCGGGGCUCCCACCAACGUCUUCUAUAAGCCACCGUGUGUGUCUGUAUAUAGGUGUGGAGGAUGCUGCCCUUCUGAGGACAAACAAUGCAGAAAUAUCUCCACUGGUUACCUUAGCAAAACUCUCUUUGAAAUCACAGUGCCACUCACCCAAGGCACUAAACCUGUUACCAUCAGCGUGGCCAACCACACCCAGUGCAGCUGUCUCUCCAAACUGGACAUUUACAGACAGGUUCACAGCAUCAUCAGACGAGCCCUACCAGAGUGCCCAAUAGCCAACAGGACAUGUCCUCCUGGUCAGAUGUGGAGCAUCAAGCAGUGUCAGUGUGUCAGAAUGGCUCCCAAUGUGCAACCUACGCCCCUUCCUCCACCACUGCUUCAUUUAAGACCACCUAGGCAGCACCAUGACAUAUUGUCAUCAGAUGUGUGUGGCCCAGAUAAGGAGCUAGAUGUGGAAAGCUGUCAAUGUGUAUGUCAUCUUGAAAAUCCAACUCAUGACUGUGGGCCUAACCGACACAUGGACCGAAACACUUGCCAAUGCGUUUGCAACAUGCUGCCUGUUCCAUCCUGCCCCCUUAACCACAUCUUCAACAAAGAGACCUGUCAAUGCACAUGUAAUAAAACAUGUCCGAGGCACCAGCCCCUAAACAAGACAAAAUGCGCCUGUGAAUGUAAUGAAACACCAAACAAGUGUUUCCUGAAAGGCAGAAGGUUUCACCAAGCAACAUGCAGUUGUGUUAGGCCACCAUGUGAGGUGAGGAAACGGAAGUGUGAAGCAGGUUUCUUCUUCAGUGAGGAGUUGUGUCGCUGUGUUCCCUCCCAUUGGAGACGGUUGGACUAAAAUCUGGAACAUAAGCUACCAUCAAGAUGCAAACUUAAAGAGUUGAAUACAUCACCUAUCACAUGUAGACUUGCGGGUCAACAGCAUUCUUUUUAGCCAUGGUGGCAGCUAAGUAGGUGGAUUUUGAUACACUUGGGGAAACCGUUGGGAGUGGAAUGCAAAUAUGGGAAAUUGGACAUAGAAAGUUGAGAAAUGCACUGAUUUUCUUUUGAGGACAUUUAAUUGGAUAAUGAAUGACAGGAUGGGAGGAAGAAUUGCAGAAGAAAGAGUAAACACUUUUGUUAAAUAAUGUGUUUUAAAAUAUUUGGAAAUUAAUUAUGUCUCAGUAUUCUGACGUGAAAAAUUUAUAUUAUUUAUUAAAUGCUAUUUUCAUCUUUCGUUUAUUGCAAUUUCUGUAUUUUUUUUAAAAGUACACUGUGAUCAAUAUUUUUGUAUCAUGUAUGUCGAGUAUAUAUGUAAAAUGAAGUAUCCUGGAUGUUGUAUAUCUUUUACUGUGUGCUGUAGUAAUAAAUUAGUUCUUUGUGGUAGGAGUUUUCCACAUUGAUA
Girardinichthys multiradiatus is the source of this 2248-nucleotide messenger RNA. It is a transcript of the gene vegfc, whose product is annotated as vascular endothelial growth factor c. The coding region runs from base 458 to 1702 and encodes 414 amino acids. The record is from RefSeq and is a predicted model, not a curated record. Lineage: Eukaryota; Metazoa; Chordata; Actinopteri; Cyprinodontiformes; Goodeidae. Gene Ontology annotation, cellular component: membrane. Gene Ontology annotation, molecular function: growth factor activity; vascular endothelial growth factor receptor 3 binding; chemoattractant activity. Gene Ontology annotation, biological process: positive regulation of endothelial cell proliferation; induction of positive chemotaxis; positive regulation of angiogenesis. The transcript is spliced from 8 exons.